Messenger RNA from Elgaria multicarinata webbii, 858 nucleotides. Its product is annotated as tetraspanin-3-like. The record is from RefSeq and is a predicted model, not a curated record. NCBI's taxonomy places the organism in Eukaryota, Metazoa, Chordata, Lepidosauria, Squamata, Anguidae. Gene Ontology annotation, cellular component: plasma membrane. Bases 1 to 858 code for a protein of 285 amino acids. The transcript is spliced from 2 exons.
AUGGAAGAUGAAAUUGACAAGUUCUUUGACAAAGUGUCUUCUAAGAUGAAAGGGGUACGGGUUAGCCCUAACUUCAGGCCAUCUUUAUCAUGCGUAACCGAGCCCUGGAGCAGAGCCUUUGCUAAAGUUGGCUUGACCCUUCUGGGUUUCUUUCUCUGGGGAGCUGCUGUGGCCCUCCUGUUUGGUGGUGCCUUCGUGAUCCUUACCUAUGAGACCUAUCGGCCCUUCUUCCAGAACAAAUUCUUCCUUGUGCCCGGCUGGUUGGCUAUCGGGGCUGCUCUUCUGCUGUUCCCCGCUGGGGCGUUGGCGAUGUGCACCCCACUUAAGAAUUCUCGCCAUCAGCAGGGUGCCUUGAUGUACUUGUUACUGGUCCUGCUCUGCUUGGAAGCAUCUUCGGCAGUUAUGACCCAGAUCUACUCUGCCAGGGCUGGUCAUCAACUGAAAAACAGCAUGGGGUGUUUCUUUCUCCGGUACAACCAGACCGUUCCCAGUCUCUGUGGCAUGGAGGCUGUCAAUACCAUCCAUAAGCAAUUGAAGUGUUGCGGGCUCUACAAUUAUACUGACUGGAUGGUGCCGCUUCCAAACCAUCUCCCGACCGGGCGUGCCUUUGCCCCGGAAACCUGCUGCAAAGAGACUUAUUUGGAUUGCAAUGGUGAUGUAAAUCAGCCAGAAAAGCUCUUUAACGAAGGCUGUCUCCAAAAGCUGGAGGAAAGGCUGCAUUUUGUCAUGCACUAUCUGGCGUGGUGUUGCCUGGCGGUAGGAUGCUUGGAGAUGCUAGCUGCUAUCAGCAAUGGAAUACUUAUGAAGGAGCAGCCGUUCCAAGACUUCCGAAUUCUUGAUUCUGCAGCUUUCUCGUAA